AUGCCCUCAUACGUGAUCAACGGAGCCUCAGGCGGCAUUGGCUUUGAGUUUCUACGACAGCUCUCCCUCAACCCUGCCAACACCGUCAUCGGCCUCGUUCGCAACGUCGAAAAGGUGGAAUCCAAGGUCAAGGCGGAGAUCAAUAGGAGCAAUGUCCAUAUCGUUCACGGGGACCUAGACAGCUAUGAAGUGCUAAAGGAAGCAAGCAUUACCACCGCCAAAAUUACUGGAGGAAGCCUCGACUACCUUAUUGCUAAUGGUGCUCGAAUGCCCCAAGAAUCCGCCUUCGUCGGAUUUGGAGAGCUGGGAAAGAACCCUGCCGCCCUGGAGGAAGAUAUCCUCGCAGAUUCGAAGACUAAUAUUAUUGGAAAUAUUCAUCUGUUCAACCUCUUCCUGCCGCUACUGCUCAAGGGCGAGCAGAAAAAGGUCGUUUUCAUAUCUUCGGGUGUCGCCGACCUCGAUCUGAUCUCCAAGUAUGAUAUCGCAGUCAAUGGACCAUACUCCCUCGCAAAGGCCGCAACGAACGUCGUCGUGGCCAAGUUCCAUGCCGAGUACGCCAAAGGUGGGGUGCUUUUCAUGAGCAUCAGCCCGGGAUUUGUUGACACGGGACAUUCGGACACUAGCAACUUGACGGAGGAACAACAGAAGGGCUUGGCGUCAAUGGUAGCCUCAUUUCAGAAAUACGCACCGCAUUUCAAGGGCCCCCUAACCCCCGAGGAGUCCGUCAAGCAAGUCAUCUCAGUUUACGAGAAAGCGAGUCUUGCCAAUGGAGAUGGAGGUUCUUUCGUCUCCCAUUUCGGGACUAAGCAAUGGCUUUGA
This is a messenger RNA of Diaporthe batatas, 819 nucleotides long. RefSeq lists its product as uncharacterized. Lineage: Eukaryota; Fungi; Ascomycota; Sordariomycetes; Diaporthales; Diaporthaceae. The coding region runs from base 1 to 819 and encodes 272 amino acids. The transcript has 5 exons. The record is from RefSeq and is a predicted model, not a curated record. Gene Ontology annotation, molecular function: oxidoreductase activity, acting on the CH-OH group of donors, NAD or NADP as acceptor.